AUGAUGUCAGGCGGAGGCGACCUGCGGCGAAAUUUUAUGAAUAAUGAUCACUUGAGCCCGAUGUCAAUCGACUCCAGGGCAUUGGUCGUCUCUGACCCUUUAGCAUUAAGGCCCGUUGGACAAAAGUAUCCCUUUAUAAAGGAAGAGGUACAUAAUGGAGUUCAUGGUCAGAACCCCGCGUCAAUGAUAAACCACUCGCAGAAACUUCAGGAUGACUUGCAAGAACUUGGCCAAAGAAUUAAGCACCAUGAAGACAAUAUCAAAUGCUUAAAAACUCUGAAGAAUAAAUUAGAUGACUCAAUCCUUGAUAUGCAAGUUGCCCUUGGGAAGCAUCAUACAGCAAAAUUUCCUAGAGGAGAAAAUGAAGGCCCUGUUCCGAUGGAGAGUGAGGAAGACAUACUUCAGCAGAUCUUGAAGUACGAAAAUUCUGCAGCAGCCUUGUUGUGUAAGAUGAAAUAUAACCGUGAGGCGCAGGUCUCUGAUCACUCAUUGACUGAAGAUGUGAUCGGUGUUGUUGCUAUACUUGGCAAAGUUGAUGAUGCUAACCUUAGCAGGCUUCUGUCAGAGUAUUUGGGUUUAGAAACCAUGCUAGCAGUGGUCUGCAAGACUUAUGAAGGAGUCAAAGCUCUCGAGGGAUACACCAAAGAUGGUUCAAUUAAUAAAAGUUCGGGCAUUCAUGCCCUAGCUGCAUUAGCUGGACGGCCUCUGGAUGACCGAUUCCUCAUUAUUUGUCUGGAAAAUCUAAGACCAUAUACUGGUCAGAUAAUAACUGAUGACCCCCAACGGAGGCUUGAUCUUCUGAAGCCAAGAUCAACUAGUGGUGAAACUCCAGCCGGCUUUCUUGGUUUUGCUGUAAAUAUGGUGACAAUUGAUGGCACUUACUUAUACUGCACCCCGAAAAACAAACACAGUCUGAGAGAGACGCUAUUCUACAACCUUUUCUUGGAUUUGCAAGUAUACAGAUCAAGAGACGACAUGCUAAAGGCUCGGCCUUAUAUUGCCCAUGGAGCCAUAUCUCUCGAUGGAGGGAUUAUAAAAAGUCCCGGGAUGUUCUUCUUGGGUCAUCACAAUAGGGAUAUAGAUGUCAAGUUUGCUAGUGACUCCAAAAGGAGUCUCCCAGCGACCUAUUUUGAAAUUGAAAAUAAACUUAAGGAGACGAAGUGGAAAAAGGAACGAGCUGGAGAAGAUAUGCAGAGAGAGUUAGCUCUGUUAGACCAUACAAAGCUCAACUAUGAAAUAAAAAAGAAGGAAUUUGUCCAGUAUAUUGCUGAAAGUGGAUCAUAUGCUGCUCAGUUUCAGGCGGGACGCGUAUCGACCCCUAGAUGA
Messenger RNA from Striga hermonthica, 1326 nucleotides. The record is from the annotation of a GenBank genome assembly. Lineage: Eukaryota; Viridiplantae; Streptophyta; Magnoliopsida; Lamiales; Orobanchaceae.